CACAGCUAUUUUACUAUUUUUGUUUUUCAUAUUAAUUUUUCUUCCAUAAAGCGAUGCCCACAGAAUCUUCACACAAAUCUUUCACAGUUACUCACUAACUCACUGACUCAUUCAUUAGCCGCACAUAACAAAUAAAUACCACCCUCUCCCACAUCCAUUCACAACACAAACCUAACAUAUGCUUCAAACUUCAAACUACGCAAUUCUCAGUUGCCAAAAAUGAUGCGUGUUAAAUAAGCUCAUGUUGUCACACCGUCAGACCCCACACCCAACACUGUCCUUGCACUCUCAGCACUCGACUCCCAACUCUUCUUGCGCUUCACAAUCGAGUAUGUCUCCUUGUUUACAGGCCCGCCUCGGGCCUCGACCGCCCUUCAACCGCCGCUCGUUUAAAAACCGCAUUAGCUAAAGCCCUUGUUCCUUAUUAUCCAUUUGCUGGAAGAGUCCGGCCCCAAGGCGCUGUCUUCCUCGAAGCCUCUUCCGAACGCUACAGUGUCAAUGAUUUCCAAAAGGCCCCCAAAACAGUGGCCCAAUGGAGAAAGCUCUUAUCCCUCUACGUCAUUGCUGUCCUCAACGGCUUGCCGAUUCUCGUCGUCCAGCUCACCUUGCUCACCGACGGGGCCGCCGCCGUCGGCGUCGGAAUCAAUCACUGCAUCUGCGACGGCAUCGGAGAAAUGUCAGGGUCUGGGUCUCGGUGUGAGUGUGGAUCCGAAGCCGAAACCGGUUUAUGAAAUGGGAGUUGGUUAUUUCAGGGAGAGGAUAUUGUUCCUGACUGUGUCGCAGUCUCCAAACGUGGAGCAACUAAGAACAAAGAUUUGGGGGUACAUUAUGGGAAAUGAGAGAUUGGAUUCGAACUAUGUGGUUCCACAAUGGGUGCCGCAGUUUGAGUGCAAAAGUGAAGGAGCUCGAACUCUGAUUGUUUUGGAUGAUUUGUGGACAUUCUCUGUGAUGGAGCAGUCUGUGAUAGAGCAGCUUGUGUGCAGAAUACCUGGUUGCAAGUAUCUUGUGGUGUCCAGAACUAAAUUCCAAACGGAACUGCUGUCUAUGGGCGAAAAUAACCGAUGUUGUUUCUCUUGACUAUAUUAUUGAGUGUCGCAUACUGGACCAAUGAUAUAGAAGGCAAAAAAUCCACAUGUUUCUGCAUUUAUCUUGGAACUAACCUCAUCUCUUGGCACUCCCAAAACUAAAAGGUAGUCUUCGUUGGAGUAGUAAGACUGAAUACAAAAUUUUAUCUACUGUUUUUAUUGAGAUACUCCGAAUAUAAGUUCUUCUUGCUAAACUUCAUAUCAAUGGAAGAAUACCAAAAUUAGGUUUUUUGUGAUGGUGAUGUCGUUGUUUGUGCUUGUGAUUUCCAAGUGUUUGUUUCGAUAUGGAUGGUGCGAUUUAGGACUUUCAUUGUGCGAUUUAGAGUUUGUUAAUUGGUUGCUCCUUCUCGCGAUGGUUCAUUCCUCGUUCUCGUGGUGGCACAACUUAGGGUUUUCAUUCUUCCAGAUUCGUGAUGUGCGUUGAUGGUUGUCGUGGUUUGUGAUGGCUCACGAUUUGGGAUUUUUGUGGAGGAAUGGAAGUUUGUUGUGGCUAGCGAUUUGGGGUUUGCGGCGCUGUGAAAAAAUAUGGUGGCUGAAAGCUAGAAGAAGAUUGAGAUAUGUGGUGGUUGUCAUAGUGAAUUAGUGAUUGUCGAUGUUAACGGAUGAUAGUGGUAGCACAACCAACAAUGGAAGAGGUCAUGGUGGCUGCCAAGGGUUUCUAGGUGUAUUGGAAAGAAGAUGAGAGGAUGUGGC
Vigna angularis (adzuki bean) is the source of this 1778-nucleotide messenger RNA. Its product is annotated as putative disease resistance protein At5g47280. Lineage: Eukaryota; Viridiplantae; Streptophyta; Magnoliopsida; Fabales; Fabaceae. Gene Ontology annotation, biological process: defense response to fungus. The record is from RefSeq and is a predicted model, not a curated record. The coding region runs from base 499 to 1077 and encodes 192 amino acids. The transcript has 3 exons.